Amborella trichopoda is the source of this 3276-nucleotide messenger RNA. RefSeq lists its product as uncharacterized. The record is from RefSeq and is a predicted model, not a curated record. Lineage: Eukaryota; Viridiplantae; Streptophyta; Magnoliopsida; Amborellales; Amborellaceae. Gene Ontology annotation, molecular function: ATP hydrolysis activity; ATP binding. Gene Ontology annotation, cellular component: mitochondrial outer membrane.
ACGUAAUUCAUUGCUUUAGUUUCAGAGCAUUUUUUCUUCUCUGUACUUGUGCAGAUUCCGACCAUUAUCCGUGGGAUUCCAAUCAUUAUUCCGGCCAACAUCCACUAAUUCCGUCCAAAUAUCGAUCGCCUUCUUUGCUUAGCUUACCUCACAUCUACUUUCCCAAGAUUUCCGGUGACGUUCCGGGACCAUAACCUUGCUUUUCCGGCUACAUAUGCCGGAUAGUUCAUUUUGAGGCGGGUUCCACUGAUUCCAUCACCAUCAAAUCCCGGGUUCUUAUUGAUCUGGACCAGUUUCUGAUUUCAAUUUCUGGAUAAGGCAUCAGAUUGGGGCAAAACGUGCCGGAAAAUUGAGUUUUCCGGAAAAAUUUAGCUGGAGUGGAGAAGAUUGGAGAUGGAGCAGAAACAGUUAUUGACUGCUUUAGGGGUCGGGCUCGGUGUUGGUCUAGGGUUCGGAUUCGCUUCGGGAACCAGGUGGUCAUCUAGUAAUGGCCCAAAUUUAGCAGAGAAUGUAGAGAUUGAGCUUAUGAAGCUAGUCUCAGAGGGCAAGCACACAGGGAUCACCUUUGACGAAUUUCCCUACUAUCUAAGCGAGCAAACAAAAAUGUUGUUGACCAAUUCAGCCUAUGUGCAUCUAAAACAAACUGAGCUGAGCAAAUACACGAGAAACCUCUCAUCAGCAAGCAAAGCAAUUCUCUUAUCAGGCCCAGCAGAACCCUAUCAGCAAAUGCUUGCAAAGGCCCUAGCCCAACACUUUGAAGCCAAACUCCUCUUAUUCGACGUAACAGAUUUCUCCUUAAAGAUACAAAGCAAGUAUGGUAGCAAUAACAAUGGGACUGAAGUUACUUCUUCAAACUUGAUGUCCUCGAAAACAUUUGAUUGCUUCUCAAACCUUCUCGAGCGUCUUUCAAUCCCUUCUCUAAGAGAUGAACUUGGACUCAGGGGAGCAGAAGGUACUAUUAAAGGCAAUGGAACCUGUAAUAGUGGACCUUCAUCUUCAGGUGCAGUCACAGCUAAGAGAUCAAAUCAAUGGGCAUUUGAUGAAAAAUUACUUGUGCAAUCCCUUUACAAGGUUAUCAGCUCUGUGUCAAAAACUACACCAAUCAUCCUAUAUCUACGAGAUAUUGAGAAGCUUUUGUCUAAAUCUCAAAGAAUGUACUCUUUAUCCCAAAAGAUGAUAAGCAAGCUCUCAGGCCCUGUCCUCAUAUUGGGCUCAAGGAUAUAUGAUCAUUCAUGUGACAAAGACAACUCCAUAGUGAUUGAUGAGAAAGUGUUACAGCUCUUCCCUUACAAGAUAGAAGUGAAGCCCCCUGAAAAUGAUGCAGAGUUGGCACAAUGGAAGAUUCAAUUAGAGGAAGACAUGAAGGUGAUACAAGUUCAAGAUAACAGGAAUCACAUAACUGAGGUUCUUACUGCUAAUAAUCUUGAUUGCGAUGACCUUAGUUCGAUAUGCGUGGCUGACACUGAGGUCCUUAGCAAUUACAUAGAGGAAAUUGUGAUGUCUGCUUUCUCUCAUCACCUAAAGAACAACGAGUCUCCUGAGUACAGGAAUGGGAAGCUUGUUAUUUCAGCUAAAAGUCUUGCGCACGGGCUAAGUCUAUUUCAGGAAGAUGACGUAAAUGGAAAUGAUUCACUGCAGAUAGGGGCCAGUUCUGAGUCUGUAAAGGAGACACAAGAUGAAACUGGUUCUUCCACUGAAAAGACGGAGCCAAAAGCCGAAGCUGGGGCACCUGAAAACAAAACAGAAGGGGAGAAGUCAGGCCCAGCAGCUAAGAAGGAGAGUGAUGGCGUCAAACCCCUUAAGGAAGUAGUUCCAGACAACGAGUUCGAGAAGCGAGUACGGCAGGAGGUAAUCCCUGCAAGCGACAUUGGGGUGACCUUCUCAGACAUUGGAGCACUAGAAGAUACCAAGAAGGUCCUCGAAGAGCUCGUAAUGCUCCCACUCAGAAGGCCUGACCUCUUUAAGGGAGGUGGCCUCUUAAGACCAUGCAGAGGAAUCCUACUCUUUGGCCCUCCUGGAACUGGAAAAACCAUGUUGGCUAAAGCCAUUGCUAAAGAAGCAGGGGCUAGCUUCAUUAACAUGUCUAUGUCUAGUGUGACAUCUAAGUGGUUUGGAGAAGAUGAGAAGACAGUAAGAGCAGUGUUCACAUUGGCUGCAAAAUUGGCACCCACCAUAAUAUUCAUUGAUGAGGUUGACAGUAUGCUGGGUCAGAGGUCAAGGACUGGGGAGCAUGAGGCCAUGCGUAAGAUUAAGAAUGAGUUUAUGGCUCAUUGGGAUGGGCUGCUCACUAAGUCCAAUGAGAGGAUACUUGUUUUGGCUGCCACUAACAGACCCUUUGACCUUGACGAAGCUAUAAUCCGUCGAUUCGAGCGCAGGAUAAUGGUUGGUCUACCCAGUGUGGAGAGUAGAGAAAUGAUUCUUAGGACACUUCUUGCGAAAGAGGCGACCGAAGAGCUUGACUUCAAGGAGCUUGCCUCCAUGACUGAAGGAUACUCUGGCAGUGAUCUCAAGAAUUUGUGCACUACUGCAGCUUAUCGGCCUGUGCGAGAGCUAUUAAAGAAGGAAAUAGAAAAAGAAAAGGAGAAGAAACAAGAGUCCGAUGAAAUUAGUAAGGAAAAAAGUGACAAUAAGUCUGAGGCCAAUGAGGAAAGACCCGAGUCGUCGAACUCUAGUGGCAAGGGUGACGAAGAGGCGAAAGAGCAAAAGAAAGAGGAAGAAGCUGAAGCUGUGAUUCCCCUCAGGCCACUAACCAUGGAUGAUCUACGCCAAGCAAAGAACCAGGUUGCCCCCAGCUUUGCAUCUGAAGGGGCCGUAAUGAGCGAAUUGCAGCGUUGGAAUGACCUCUACGGCGAAGGAGGCUCAAGGAAGAAGCAGACUCUCUCUUAUUUCCUCUAAACCCCAACCAAUCAAUUCUGGCCAUGUCAGCUCAUCUCUACCCAAUGGGAGUGGGCCACGCAUCCGAAACACGGUUCCUUGCAAGAAAAGUGCAUGUGAAGGCACAGUUGAUAUUUUUACUCAUUGAGGGGGCAAAGGGGACUUACAUGUCCUUGUAAUAAAAGUAUAGGGUAUAUUUGGGCAGUCAAAUAACAUUCUUGUUUGUCAUUUUUUUGUAUAGUAUUGGAGUAGGGGCUUGAAGAUGUUGGGUCCAUUUUCUUUUCUUUUCUUUUUUGACCUUUUUUAUCUUUAUGAAUUAUUAUGGUGCUUAAAUUGUUUGCCUUUAUUUUUUUCAUUGUAGGAUAUUAUCGAAAUCAGAAGAAAAUGAUAAAAUUCAGGAAA